AUGGCAAGACCAUAUAGUGAGAUCCAGAUCCUGCUAAACAAUUUUACUGCUAAUGAUAAUAAUUGGCAAGGAGAUGGGGAACCACAAAGAGUACUUAAACAAAAGGCAGUAGGUUUGAUCGAGCUUGAUGAAUUCUCAGUAAUGAGGGCAGAUAUAGCGAGCUUAGCGAAUCAGAUGAAUAAAAUGACAAUGCACCAAGCACAACAGAUGCAACAUGUGCAACAGAUGUCUACUUGCUGCGAGUUAUGUAGUGAAGGUCACACAAGUGACAUAUGUCCCAUGAAUCCUGAAUCCAUCUACUACGUGGGGCAACAAGCUAGAGGGCCGAUGAAUCAAAAUGCUCAAUAUGGUAACACAUGUAAUCCGAACUGGAGGAAUCAUCCUAACUUCUCUUGGGCUGGAAAUCAGAAUAUCAGGCCUCAGGCGAAUUACAAUGGUCCACCUCAUCCCCCACAACAAGCAGAUGAGAGUUUAACUGACAUGAUGAAAAAGCUCUUGAUAGAGAAUCAACAAUUGCGCACAGAGUUCAGAAAUCUAGAGAGGCAGUUUGGGCAAAUGGCUAACAAUCAUAAUACUAGACCUGUUGGAGCUCUCCCGAGUGAUAUUGAGCCUAAUCCUAAGGCUCAAGUCAAUGCGGUUACCUUGAUAAAUGGAAGAGAAUUAGAAGAAGUUCCACAGAAACAGAAGUAUACAUCUAGUCCUGAAGGAGAAUUAGUUCCUAAGCCAGUUGAGGAUAAUAAGAAAGAAAACAAAGGAUCAGAUCCAGAAAUUGAAGUGCACAAGUAUGCAAGGUAUCUCAGAGAUAUUGUGGCAAACAAGCGAAGACAUACAAAGUUUGAAACAAUUGCACUUACUGAAGAGUGCAAAGUUGGUAGAGUCCUGUGUGAUUUAGGGGCUAGUAUAAAUUUGAUGCCAUCUUCUUUGUUCAAGCAACUCGGAUUCGGGGUGCUUAGACCUACUACAAUCACUUUACAGUUAGCAGAUAGGUCACUAGUUAUGCCAGAAGGAAUUAUUGAGGAUGUGUUAGUUCGAGUGGGAAAGUUUAUUCUUCCUGCUGAUUUUAUUAUUCUUGAUUACGAGGCAGAUGAGGAAGUACCCAUUAUUUUGGGGAGACCAUUCUUAGCUACUGGUGGAGCGCUUAUUGAUGUUAGGGAAGGAAAGUUGAAGAUGAGAGUUGGUGAUGAGGAAAUUACUUUUAAUGUGUACAAGACACUUAAGCUCCAUAAGCAUUAUGAGGACUUGUGCAUGAUUACUGCGGUAGAACUGAAGGGGAUAGAGCAAAGUCCUUAUGCAAAUUAUAGUGAUUCGGAUGAGACAAGUGAGUUGGAGGAGGUGGUGUUGCAAGCUGAGUGUGUAAGGAUGAUUGAGAAAAUAGCCAGAGAUGAAAGAGGAGAUCUUCUGAGAGCAUGUAAAAAGGCUAGACUUAAUGGGAGAAAGAAGAAGAGAAAGCACCCAGCCUGA
Messenger RNA from Nicotiana tabacum (common tobacco), 1461 nucleotides. Lineage: Eukaryota; Viridiplantae; Streptophyta; Magnoliopsida; Solanales; Solanaceae. The record is from RefSeq and is a predicted model, not a curated record.